AUGGACAAAGAACGGAAGGCCGAAACUGCGAAAGGUGUCAGAAAGGAGCCCGCAAAGUGCUGGGUGAUGGGGUACGGAUUUCACGUCGCAGUGCUUGUCACCACUGCUUUCUUCUUCGUUUUGUUUUGCCCUGUCAAUGACCCAAACUGGGCAGCUGACCUUUGGAACUAUGACUACUACUCUUCCAUCGGCUUUGAAAGACCAUGCUUGCAGAAGUGGAUGCCAAUUUUCAGCACGUUGGUCGUGGCAUCUGCACUGACUGGAGUUGCAGCAUGUGCCCUUCUUCAACGUGCAGCAGCCUUGGAAGUCCACUGGGCGGCAGGGUAUAUUUUGCUGAAUUGGGCCCAGGGGCUUAUGGCAGCUUUGGUGAUUUCCGACCUUGCAGCUGGAGAUUACUAUUACCUGGACUAUGAUCCCUUCACCCAUCGGCAGCUAAUAUGUUGCAAGUGUUCUUGGGGGGUGUUUGGUUUUGCCCCAAUGCAGCAGCUGCUGCAGGCGAAGCGGGUUUUCGACAUGCAAGGGCAGCAAGAGAAGUUG
Symbiodinium natans is the source of this 537-nucleotide messenger RNA. NCBI's taxonomy places the organism in Eukaryota, Dinophyceae, Suessiales, Symbiodiniaceae. The record is from the annotation of a GenBank genome assembly.